GUAGACGGCUGCUGUGAUUGGUCAAGUUACUGGAGUUACUGCAGAUUGCACUAGACUGUCCUCCAACGUGUUGUAUCACUGAUCAUGGCGAGCUGGUGUGUACGUGCUGUAAGACAGAGCUACACUAUUGUAGCAUCUCCUUCACUGGUCAGGGCGUCUCCAAGGCUACUAUGCACAGCAGCCCACCAGAAAAGUCCGGGCUCUGGCUCAGAGGAAGAGAGUGGAGCACAGAAGCCUGAGCUGAGUCCUGCCGAAAAGGCUCUGACCGAGGAGAAGGUACAACUGGAGGAGCAAGUCAAAGAACUCACAGACAAAUACAAGCGGGCACUGGCAGACACAGAGAACCUUAGACAUAGGAGUCAGAAGAUGGUGGACGAUGCAAAGUUGUACGGCAUCCAGGGCUUCUGUAAAGAUCUUCUAGAGGUGGCAGACAUCUUGGAGAAGGCAACAGAGUGUGUGCCUAAGGAGGAGGUCACAUCACAGAACCCUCACUUGAAGAACCUGUACGAUGGGCUGGUCAUGACCGAGGUCCAGAUGCAGAAGGUCUUCACCAAACAUGGCUUGGUCAAGCUCAACCCUGACGGCCAGAAGUUCGACCCCUACGAGCACGAAGCUCUCUUCCAAGCACCUGUCGCGGGCAAGGAGCCAGGCACUGUUGCGGCGGUCACCAAAGUUGGUUACAAGCUGCAUGGACGCACCCUCCGACCAGCUUUGGUGGGCGUGGUCAAGGCUCCCUAGGCCCUGGGGCAUUGGUGCCGUGGCAACGUCCUGUUACCUGGGCAACAUCUGUUCUGAUCUGUUUGGGCUCUUGAAGGUGGGCAUUAUAUGAGAGCCCAUUAAAUGGUGCCUGAAAGAGUUGGAAAAAACACUUAAAACACAGGAUCAAACUGACAGCAAAUCUCUGGACCCUCACCUAGAGUUAAUGUUAAAAAAUAGGGAGGGAGGGAACAAGCACUUCAUGUCAAUCAGGAUGUCAGGCUCAACCUACAGCACAUUUCUCCUGCAGUCAUCUGUCAGUACAGUCAGAGUAUGCAUUUGUUUUCGUCCAGUUUUCCAAUAAGCUAUGCUUAUGUUAAUCAUAAAAAAACGCCAUAAUGUUAUCAAUCCUAUACGUGGUGUAUCAUUGAAGUCCAUAGGUAGGAGAACAUCCUGGUCAAACAGAAUGGAGCUGUGAUGAAGCUAAUACAGCAACAGAAACAUUGAAAUCUUACCAAUUACAGCAGAUCAGUGUACCACGUACAGUGGUUUUAGUCUUUUACAGAUGUAUGGCAAUUUGGCAUAGGGUUCAGCUGUAUCAUAUGUGCAUUAUGGCCAUAGUCUUGACAUGAAGUUAAUUUUAGGUCCUGUUCUUACUGUCUCCAGAGUUUUGUUCAAAAUUGCUCUUUACCUUUUCAGAUGGAAAUGUUGGAAGAUUAACUAGUGUGACAUGAAUGAUCUUGUUUGAAAAUGAGUCAAGGCCACAAACCUUAUUCAACUAGAAAAAUUGGGCACUGUGGUUCUAUUGUAAAAGUUACAAAGCCAUUCUGUCAGCUUGAGUCCUAAGGGAAGAUUUUUGUAAACCAUCAGAAAGAUACUAACAGCUAGCGAACCUAAAAUUUAAUUCUCUGAAACCUAUUAUUUUUUUAUUUUUGCCAUUUUAGCCAUUUUAAUACUGGGAAACGCACAACCAGUGGUGUCUUCAACAAAGAUGUAUCCUUUUUUUUCAGGUUCUGUUCAAAUCACUGGCAUCCAACAACAUACAGUAAAUCUCAUUGCUUGUGGACUUCAAAAACGUAUCUAUAUUUCACACUUAUGAAAUAAACAUAUUUAAUUAUGUUUUAAAUAUCACAUCAUAAAUAUAGUCACAACUGGAAACAUUCCAAGAGACCUAAAUGGCAAAUUUCCCUUCCUGUAAAAUCUCAACCAUUGGGCUGGCAGCACAAACACCCAUUACCUUAGACAUAAUUCAAAGUUCUGUAAUGAUUACAGUAUGUUUCAUGUAAUAUCUUCCUUUUUGAAGGUCUUCACCUGACCAUGACAAGGGACUGUGUCUUCUGUUCCAUGACUGGACUGUAUAAAUAAAUGUGUAUGCACAUGUGAUGAAAGUUGAAAAGUCUACUGAAAUAAAAUGUCAAUACAGAAAUAUCAAAA
This is a messenger RNA of Alosa alosa (allis shad), 2130 nucleotides long. It is a transcript of the gene grpel1, whose product is annotated as GrpE-like 1, mitochondrial. Gene Ontology annotation, cellular component: PAM complex, Tim23 associated import motor. The transcript is spliced from 4 exons. Gene Ontology annotation, biological process: protein import into mitochondrial matrix; protein folding. Lineage: Eukaryota; Metazoa; Chordata; Actinopteri; Clupeiformes; Clupeidae. The record is from RefSeq and is a predicted model, not a curated record. Bases 85 to 738 code for a protein of 217 amino acids. Gene Ontology annotation, molecular function: protein-folding chaperone binding; adenyl-nucleotide exchange factor activity; protein homodimerization activity.